Molecule: messenger RNA, 1854 nt
Organism: Ylistrum balloti
Lineage: Eukaryota; Metazoa; Mollusca; Bivalvia; Pectinida; Pectinidae
Exons: 2
Coding region: 1-1797 (598 amino acids)
Source: RefSeq, a predicted model, not a curated record
AUGUCUGACCUUUUGAAACCUACAACUUGUACCGAUCAGGAUGUCACAGAUGUAGUAGAAAACAGCGUUGCCAGCAGCGUUGCAGAGUGUCCCUUUUUUGACCUAAAUGACAAUUCUGACACCACGAAGCAAACAAAUAGCUCUCACUCUCUUGAUAAGUAUCUUCAAGGAGAUUUCUUUCAGUCUUCUUUUGAUGAUAUGAGCUCUGAGACAAAACCUAAGGAUUAUACAGGAAUUUUUAGUGAUGAUAUUAAUGAUAUGGACGAAGCCUCAACAUCACAUUCAGCAACUCCAAAUUUAGUGACGGCAGAUCAUCUAGGAUCCACGGUAUAUCCGAGAAUUGCAAAAUCGCCAUCAUUAAGUUACAGCUUGAACGAGUCAGGAAGAUUAGAAUGUCCAAGAGCACUAAAUUGCUACUUCCGGUCCGACAGUAUUUUUAACGUUAUCAAUGAAAACAAUGAAACUUGUUCCCUAAACCAAGCGGAAAACUCAAAAACUGAAGAUAUGGAUUUUGAGGAACAUGACAAUGACCCAUUUGAAGCUAGAGAUGAUUCUGCACCUGAAUCGCCCAGCUACGUGGAAAAUUAUCAUGUUUCUGGUGCAAACCAGAUAUACUUAGAAAAACUCAAGGAACUAGAACGAGAAAUCAACCAAUUGGAAAUACUUCAGAAACAUCAAACCAGGCGUGAAGAGGGCAAAGCAACGGGAGUUUCAGACACUGGUCGUCGGAAGUUGUCUACUCAAAGAUCUGUCAGUGAAAGUGAUGUUUAUGAUUUAGUGAAUGGUGAAGAAAUAGAAUCAAAUUCUUAUCUCAAUACAGAGAAUUCAAUCCAAAAUAAAAAAUGUGACUUGAUAAAAAUAUCACGUACUGAGGACAUCAAAAUGCCGCGUUCUAAUGACGGGUUUGGAAUUAAAAGAUGGUCAAGUUUCAAAAACAUCAAAACGGUUUGGAAACGACUUACCAAAACUGAAUCCAAAGCUCUGCAGAUAAAUAUUAAUGAAGACAGUAGGACGAACGUUUCAUGCCCUUGUGAUGGAGCAUGUCAACGCGUGGGGUCGCUAGUAACAACACUGGGAGGAUUUAUAUGGAUAGCUUUCUCUCAAUGUUCUUGGAUGGGACAAGUGGAUUGUCUGGCUGUCUCUAAAAUCGGUGUACUCUACGUGUCCUGUCCCUCACAGAGGAGAAUCCUUAUGGUAGGAACAGAUCUAGAGGUGUCGACACUUGCCGCCCUUCAAAGUCUGUAUCCGCGUGGUCUUGCUGUAUCGCCGGUCGAUGGUGCUAUAAUUGCCUGUAUGACAACACAAAAAGGUGGAUGCGAAAUGAAUGCUCAGUCUCAAAAGAGUUGCCUGAUGCGAUUCAAAGGAGAGACACAGAAACCAUCUGGGAAAAUUAUCAGCCAACAAUAUUGUUUUGGGUACCCUUUGAAAAUAGUCAUUAAUUGCGACGGAUUUUUAUUGGUGUCCGAUUUUGGUUUGCGAUGUCUUUUUAUUUUGGAUAAAGAUGGUAAUAUGUUGAGAACACUUUCCAGAUUAGGAGGCUCUCCUCUGGACCGUGUGCACUCUCUUGUAUGUAACCCAGGUAACUCAUUCUUCGUUGUUCAAGGAGGAGCGGGGAGACUUUCCAUCACACGUCUGAAGGAGUUGGAAGGUCAUUCAGGGAUAUUUGAGGAGGAAUCUACUACAACGAAAGACGAACCUUUUAUCGAUCAAACCAUUUUUACGUCUUCAAGGAAUGACACCGGACAUAUAGUUGUAGCCAACGGACAAACAAUCUUCUAUGUUUCACUGGUAGGUUAAGGAGAGCUGAUUUGUUGAUUUGCUUAGACUUUGAAUACAUGUAUAUGUAUCUGUGUA